This is a messenger RNA of Drosophila takahashii, 699 nucleotides long. Its product is annotated as immunoglobulin domain-containing protein oig-1. The record is from RefSeq and is a predicted model, not a curated record. NCBI's taxonomy places the organism in Eukaryota, Metazoa, Arthropoda, Insecta, Diptera, Drosophilidae.
CGGAGUGGAUGGCGUUCUGUUCGGAACUCGGGAGCGCAGUUUGAAAACAACAUUCACCGUAAACGAUCGGAAUCCCGGCUCGACAAUAAUGCCUCGUGGCAUCUGGAAUUUAGAUCGGAUUGUACUCCUCUGCUUCUGCUUCUUAAUAUUCGGGGAUCUCAUCUAUAUAGCAGCCCAAAGAAGUACUGCGGGAAAGACGGAGCGUCGCAACUAUACGGGCAAAAAACCCGUGGUCAUCCAACACCGAUCACAGGAUGCCGUCAACUAUUAUGAUCACGAGAAUGGCGCCAAGAUCAUAAAGUCUUCACACUUCGAGUUGGACUAUACCCUGGGACGCAAGAUUACUUUCUUUUGUAUGGCUCAAGGCAACCCACGGCCAACUAUCACAUGGUUCAAGGAUGGAGCAGAGCUCUACCAGCAUCGAUUCUUCCAGGUACACGAAUCUCAUAUUGAUGGAAACAUUGUUAAAUCUAAAAUGGAAAUUGAUCCAACCACACAAAUGGAUGCUGGAUUUUACGAGUGCCAAGCGGACAAUAUCUACGCCAUCGAUCGUCGCGGUUUUCGCACGGACUAUGUAAUGGUUAACUUUUGAGCCAAGUUUACAAAUACCAUUUUUAAAUGCACAAUUGAAAUCUCUGACCCUGUAAACUGAAAUGUAACUUUAAAGCAUACAAUUAAAUAAAAAAUUAUUUAAAAAUA